UGAGAACCUACAGCGCGCACUUUUCUUCCACGAAGGGCUAGUCUUGGAUUCUUGAACCGGGUCUAUAAAUUUGAUGAUGGCACGCGGUUUUUUCCUCACGUGUGUUGGACUUGUUGAAUCGUAGAAGUACUGUCCGAUACAUGAUACAACAUGGGUACAUUAAUCACCUUUGUGUGCGAUAUUGCGAUAUUAAUCACCACGUGCCGGUUGAUGUUGGCAAAGUAGAUACAUAAGAAGUAUAAGUUCAGAAAUUCUCUUCCGCUGUUGAGAUCAUGGCCGCCACUGGCGUGAGUACCGAGGCUGAGGCGUAUGCAUUGCAAAAGUUUCGUACUAGUACAUACAAAGCGCAUGACAAAUUUCCUCACCAUAAAGAAUCUAGUUUUUCUUGUUGCUGGUGUACAUUAGAAAGCAGAUUUGGCAUGCAUAGGCGCAAUCAGGACGAGUGCGAUACUUUUGCAGUGGAUAAGGCCAGCGCGCUGGCCAGUUUCAAGAAGGAUUUGGAGGACCAGGCGCGGAUUGAGGGGCGGUUGAUCAUCUACGAGGCAUGAGCGCCAAAAGCUGUCCGUUUCUUGGCACGCAAGUAGGAAGUUUCUCAUGCGGGACAGGCAUCAUGAGGCGUGCUCAAAACCUGUGAUGCUUUUGCCUGCAUCAGACGCCACUUGCGUGAUCCGAAAUAUGCAUGACAAAUCUCAGAAUUUUCCAGACCCAGACAUUUUUACAUUUGAUAGGUCACGAAGAAAAACAAGUACCUGGAAGACCGGUUGUUCGAACCGAAUGGGGGCCUGGUGCUGA
Messenger RNA from Amoebophrya sp. A120, 792 nucleotides. Lineage: Eukaryota; Dinophyceae; Syndiniales; Amoebophryaceae. The record is from the annotation of a GenBank genome assembly.